GAUAUCGUCACUUCAGAACAAUCACUAAAGAUUAAUAACAUGGUGAACAUUACUAUGAAUCACCUAGAAUAUUUUUACUUGUGUGUUUCUGUUCCUCUAGACAUUAUCGAUAACCAAGAUAAUGUUUGGGGAAAGGUAAUCUCACUCGAUCCAGGUGUUUGCACGUUUAUGACUGGUUACGAUCCUAACAGUCAAUUAAUCGAGUGGGGUAAUGGUAAUCUCAACAAAAUAUUCAAACUAUCCAAGAAAUAUAACAAAUUACAGAGCGAUAAGGAUUUUGUAUUAGGGUGA
Messenger RNA from Ambispora leptoticha, 291 nucleotides. The record is from the annotation of a GenBank genome assembly. NCBI's taxonomy places the organism in Eukaryota, Fungi, Glomeromycota, Glomeromycetes, Archaeosporales, Ambisporaceae.